Glycine soja is the source of this 1755-nucleotide messenger RNA. RefSeq lists its product as uncharacterized. Bases 1 to 1755 code for a protein of 584 amino acids. The record is from RefSeq and is a predicted model, not a curated record. The transcript is spliced from 7 exons. NCBI's taxonomy places the organism in Eukaryota, Viridiplantae, Streptophyta, Magnoliopsida, Fabales, Fabaceae.
AUGGACGAAGAUCAAUGGGCAUAUUACAGUUCGAUGUCUGAAGAAGUUGAUAUGGAUUUUCAAGAUGAACAAGAUUGUGGUGUGAAUGAAGGACAUGUUGAUUGUUCAGAUGCUUUUAAUACUUCUCAGGUCUUUGCAACCCAAGAAGAUGUUUUGAAGUGGGCUCGAACAGUUGCCCAUGAAAACAAUUUUGUUGCAGUAAUUAUGAGGUCUGAUACAUAUACUGUGCAUGGAGGUGAAGGUUGGACGGUGAAGCUGAUAUGUGGGAUUCACAACCAUGAAUUGGCGAAGACCUUAGUUGGACAUCCAUAUGCUGGGAGAUUGACAGAUGAUGAGAAGAAUAUCAUUGCUGAUAUGACGAAGUACAGGCUCCCAUUGCUUGACUUUGUGGGGGUGACACCAACCGGGAUGACUUUCUCUGCUGGGUUUGCAUAUCUGGAGGGUGAGCGUGUGAACAAUCUUGUAUGGGCAUUGGAACAGUUUCGAGGCCUUUUUUUAAGAAACGAUCACCUUCCUAUUGUUAUUGUCACAGACAGAGACCUAGCCCUAAUGAAUGCUGUGAAAGUUGUGUUUCCGGAGUGUACGGAUUUGUUGUGCAGGGUUGAAUCUGCUCAUUGGUCUCUGAAAAAGGUAUUACAGAAUAGCAUUGGAGACCUCUGUAGUGUUUGGGAUGCAAUGAACAACAUGAUGACGCUGCAGCACACUGAAAUUGGAGCAUCAUUCGAAACAAGUACGCAUGUCGUUGGUCAUGUUUUUAAGAAAACCUUAUACAAGAGACUUUUGGGAAUGGUGUCAAGGUACGCUUUAAAUGAAAUUUCGGUUGAGUUUGAGUGCGUACAUCAUUUCAAAGACAAUCUAUCUUCUUGUGGGUGUGUCUUGAGAACCACGCUAGGUCUUCCUUGUGCAUGCGAGCUACAAAGGUAUGAUGGUGGAAGCAUCCCACUGGAUGUAGUCCAUAUGUAUUGGAGGAGACUUAAUUUUUCAGACCAGGGGCUAUGUGAGGCCGAAGUUAGCAUCAAGGAAGAGAUGGAUAGAAUAUAUAAAAGAUUCGAGGAACUUGAUGUUUGCGGGAAAGCUACUUUCAAGAGUAAACUUCGAGAAUUUAUGUUUCCCGAUGAGACCUCUAUGUGUCCUCCUCCAACAAAGGUUAAGAUGAAAGGUGUCCCGAAAAAGGUAAUGAAAAGAAGCGAAAGAUCGACAAAGCGCGAUCCAUCUUAUUGGGAGUAUGUUGAUGCUUAUCAUUCAGUUCAAAACAACAACACCUCAGUUAGACCCAGUGCAUCAUCUUUUGAACCACCGAAGCCAGCAAGGAUGAUCCCCAUGUUGGAUCAAUUUCCGCCAUUUAUGCAUGGUUUCAUUGAGGAUGUUGUUGAUGUGAAAGCGGAUGAUAAUUGUGGAUAUCAGUCAGUUUUUGCUUUGUUAGGUAUGGGAGAAGAGUGUUGGGCUGUGAUGCAUAACGAAUUGAUUAAAGAACUUGGCAAAUGGUUGCAAGACUACAUAAAGAUCUUUGGUGGCACGGAGAGAUAUGAACAGCUGAGGUUGUCCCUACACGUGGAUGGGUUAUCCAAGAGCUUCACAUUUUUUCCUCUCAGAAGUCGACCACCGGCCGAUUCUUCUGCACACCGCAUGAUAUGCGUCGGUCAUGUGUUUGGCAGUUUAUCUGAAAGAUCGUUGUCCCUUACCGCCUAUGGCAUUGUUGUGGUCAAGAAAUUCGUAUCCGGAGGCAAAACAAUGGCCAAUUGCAUAUGUAGGUAG